Molecule: messenger RNA, 1668 nt
Organism: Stylonychia lemnae
Lineage: Eukaryota; Ciliophora; Spirotrichea; Sporadotrichida; Oxytrichidae
Source: the annotation of a GenBank genome assembly
AUGAGUCUCAAAAUUUAAUACACUAGAAAAAUUUUCAUUUUCAUCCAUAUUAUACUCCUCUAGACAAUAUUUGUGACUCUAAAUUAAAAUUUCAUAAACAAAAAAUUGAAUAAUGACAUAGCUGAGAAAUUAAUGUUGUAACCAACAAGUAAUCCAACUAUUUUAUCGAAAAACGAUGAAACUAUUAUAUUGCCACUGUUUUCUGAGAAAAUUAAACCAGAUUAGAAUAAUAAGCAGUCUAAUGGUGAUCCAAUAUUCAGAAGAUUCAACAACCAUCAUAAUAUCGCUUAAUAAUCAAAUUUGUAAGCAAAUAAACAACUUGAUUAUGACGGAAUGUUUUAUACAUACUUCUACGUUGGGAAAAAUUCGGAACCGAUUAAAAUGAUUAUAUCCUUGAGCUCAUCUUUAUCCAAAUACAUCAUAAAUAAAGACAAAGCAUUCGUUACAGGCUGUGUAGCUUAAGAUAGAGUACAGCUUUAGUAUGGUGAUGCCUCUCUUAUUGUUGAAAAAUUCAAAUUUUUUUCCUUUAAUCAAGCCACCUCAUAUAAUAAGAAUUAUGGGAUUGUCGGACUAGGAAGAGAAUUUGUUUCCCCUUCUUAAAAUAGUGGUCCUCUUCUUCUUUAAACCUUAAGAUAAAGUGGAAAUCUUAAGCAAGGUGUUUUCUCAAUCAUGAUUGGUAGCAACACUGAAUAGUCUACUUUGGAAAUUGGAGGGUACAGCUAGCUAAUAACUAGUCCUCCUUAAAUAUCAGCAAAUUCAGGAGUCGCUAAAUCUAUCAGUAAUAAUACUAGCUAAUAAUAGUAUGAAAUAAUUAAAUGGUUUUCAAAUCUUUACUACGCCUAAGAAUGGCAAGUAGAGAUGAACGCUUACUUAAUAAAUGCAUCUCUUCUAUUACUAAAUGGAACAUAACCAGGGAGAAAUCACACAGCAAAGGCUGUCAUUAGCUCUACUAUAUAAUAUCUUUAAUUCCCUGAUUCAAUUAAAGAAGAUAUUCUAAAAAAACUAACAAUAGAUAAACAAGGAGGCACCUAAUAAAUAUACAAUGCAGAGGACGGAGAAUUUCUUACUUACUCAACAUGCAAUAUUUCUGCCUACCCUAGUAUCAAUCUCAGACUCGAUGACACCUGGUUUGAGAUUAAGCCUAAGACAUUCAUUUUGGAGAAACCUGCUACUAUAUAGGGUGAUUAUUGUCCGAUCGGUAUCAGUUCAUCGGGAUCAAAUGACAUAAUACUUGGGCUAGUAUUUAUGCGAAAUUACUACAUGAUAUUUGACUUUGAUAAUGAUAAAAUUGGUGUUGCUCAAAGCAAAUUUACUCAGUCAGCAUUUAAGAAGGGUUAACUACCAUUCAAAGUUAACUUUACAGAGAUCAAUAACAACCAGCCAGCAUAAACAGUGGUUCCAAACUAGCCAAUUGCACCAAAACAGUGGUUUAGCUGGAGUAAUUAAACCAUCAUUAUUAUUGAAGUUGUAAUUAUUAUCAUUCUUCUAUUGGGUGUAGGAGCAUGGUACUAUCUGAUCAAGCAAAAGGCAACUAACCUUGGAAAUCGGACAUCUUAACCUGACAACAAACUAUAUUUUGUCCUAGAUAAGAGGUUGAUUUAGAAAGCUUAUAUGGAUGGUUAAAACUCAAAUAUGAAUUCAAUAGUUAUACAUACACUCUAGAUAUGA